UCCUUUUUUUAUCUGUUUAAACUAGACAAUGUCAACCAGUAGCCAGCCAAGCUCUGAUGCCACCAUAGUAAAAGUAGGAUGGAUUCAAAAGAGAGUGUUUUUCCACUUGUCUAAAGAACGUGUCUUCUCUGAGGACCGUUCAAGGUUUUAUGCUGCAGAAAUUAUUCUGGCUGUGAAGUAUCUUCAUGAACACAAAGUUGUUUACAGAGAUCUUAAGCUUGAAAAUCUUCUUCUAGAUUCAGAUGGUCACAUUAAACUCACUGACUUUGGUCUCUGUAAAGAGGACAUCACAUAUGGAUCAACCACAAAGACUUUCUGUGGUACUCCUGAAUACCUUGCUCCAGAGGUGCUGGAAGACAAUGACUAUGGUCACGCUGUAGAUUGGUGGGGAGUAGGCGUGGUCAUGUACGAAAUGAUGUGUGGCCGUCUACCAUUUUACAACAGGGAUCAUGAAGUUCUCUUUGAACUUAUCCUGACGGAGGAUGUAAAGUUUCCAGCGAGAAUUACUGAUAAUGCAAGAAGUGUCCUCUCUGGACUCCUAGAAAAAAGCCCUACACAACGUCUUGGAGGUGGUCCAGAUGAUGCAAAGGAAGUCAUGAAACAUAUAUUUUUUGAAACAAUUAACUGGGAUGACAUAUUGAACAAAAAGGUAAAACCACCUUUCAGGCCCACUGUCAAGAGUCCGACGGAUGUAUCAAAUUUUGACGAGGACUUCACAAAGGAAAUACCCCAACUCACACCUCCAGAAGGAGAUCUCCCAGACAUUGCUGAGGAAAGUGAAGCUUUUGAACAAUUUUCAUUCAACCCAGAGAAGGGAAGCAACAUACCGUCAUAACAAAGCCAUGUUGAUCAAAUAUUUCAAGAGUGU
Pocillopora damicornis (cauliflower coral) is the source of this 868-nucleotide messenger RNA. RefSeq names its product RAC-gamma serine/threonine-protein kinase. Gene Ontology annotation, biological process: protein phosphorylation. NCBI's taxonomy places the organism in Eukaryota, Metazoa, Cnidaria, Anthozoa, Scleractinia, Pocilloporidae. The record is from RefSeq and is a predicted model, not a curated record. Gene Ontology annotation, molecular function: protein serine/threonine kinase activity; ATP binding.